Molecule: messenger RNA, 1997 nt
Organism: Betta splendens (Siamese fighting fish)
Lineage: Eukaryota; Metazoa; Chordata; Actinopteri; Anabantiformes; Osphronemidae
Product: kunitz-type protease inhibitor 1-like
Exons: 10
Coding region: 153-1655 (500 amino acids)
Molecular function (GO): protein binding; serine-type endopeptidase inhibitor activity
Source: RefSeq, a predicted model, not a curated record
CCUGAGCGGCAGGACGGACACGAAGAGUUCGACCGGAGCAGAGUUUAAACUGUGAAACGGGCGGCCCAGAACAGACAGAAGGAGGGCGAACCGGUCCGGUCCGGUGGCGUUAACGCUUUAUUCUGCUCCUUUCACACCGACUGCAGCUGAAAAUGCCUCCGUCCACCUCCGUCCUGCUGCUCCUCUCACUGUCGCUGCUGCCGCGCGGCGGAGCAGCGGACUGCGGCGAGAACUUUCGAACCGGUCGGGAAGACUUUGUGGUGGACGCGAAAGACUCGGUAAGGGACGGAGCGGCGCUGCUCGGUACCGUGUACGUGGACUCGAGUGCGGAAUGUAAGAACGUGUGCUGUUCGGAGCCGCGCUGCAACAUGGCGCUGUUCCAAAUAGGAGCGGCAGAGGCGGAAAACCGCACGUGCGUGCUGUUCAACUGCGUCUACAGAAACCGCUUCGUGUGCAGGUUCGCGAACCGGGCCGGAUACCUGAGCUACGUAACAAAGCCCGUGUUCCAGAAGUACCUGAGGGACCCGCAGCGGAAAGGUAAGCUGCAUCUCCCCAUCGCCAACGCGGGCCGUGAUAUUGUGGUUCAGCCCGGAGAGGCCGUGUUGCUCAAUGGCAUUGAGAGCGAAGCGCUGGGCGGCGCCAAGAUCGUUGACUACAGCUGGAGCUUGGAGAGCGGAGACGAAGACGUCGUCAUGGAGAAGACCGACCUGCCCGACCAGAUGAAUGUCACCAACCUGCUACCGGGCCUGUACGUCUUCAAACUGACCGUCACCGACUCAAACGGCCAGGCUGACGGGGACCAGGUGGAGGUCCGGGUCCUGGACCUGCAGCAGUCCAGCUUGUACUGUCUGACUCCAAUGAAGCCCGGCCCGUGUCGCGCUGCCUUUCCUCGCUGGUUCUACAGCGCCGCCAACGGCAGCUGUCAGCCGUUUACCUUUGGAGGCUGCAAACCCAACCAGAACAACUACCUGAGCCCAGAGGACUGCACGGCCGCCUGCCGGGGUGUAACAGCGUCGUUCGAGAGGAGCAUCAUGCUGCCUAGCUCUGUAGUCUGUGACUCCACCUGUCAUCCUGACCAGCUGAAAUGUGAUGGACACUGCUGUCUGGACCGGAGUCUGGAGUGUGAUGGAGUGAAGCACUGCAUUGACGGAACAGACGAGACAUACUGCAGCAAAUUGAACCACACCUUCUCUCGCCUGAUGAGUAUCAACAUUGACCCAAGGGAAGCCCAGUGCACACAGUCUCCCCACACAGGUCCGUGCCGGGCAAGUCACACCCGCUGGUACUACGACCCCGUGCAGAGGAAAUGCUUCCAGUUCACCUACGGCGGCUGUGACGCAAACAACAAUAACUUUGAAAGGAAGGAGAAGUGCAGCAGCGCCUGCGAUGGAGUAACGGAAAGCAGCGUAUUUUCCAGAGGGAUGUUUGAACGUUACGAGGCUGAUGAUGAUGAUGAUGAUCAUGAAGAAGGCUCAGGACACGUGGCGCUGGCAGUGAUUCUGACGGUGUCCAUCUUGGCCUUGUUGGCCAUCGGGGUCUACUGUGUGCUGAGGGCCCGGAAAGCAAGGAGCCAUGAGCCUGUUGCAACCAGUCCUGCUGCGACAUCAUCUGAGCAGAACACGCUUGUUUACAACAGCACCACUAAACCUGUAUGAUGUCAUCACGACAUCUAUGAUGUCACAGGUUCUGUUUGAUGUACUGGGUGUUGUCAGGAAGCCGUCAACCUCUUCUCUGGCUUUCAGAGGGUCCUUGUUUUUUAGUUUGCUGAGACUCUGUCCUGUUUCAGUAUGUCUUAUCAUAUUUGACUUUGUGUGUGUGUGUGUAUGUAUGUAUGUAUGUAUGUAUAUAUACACACACACAACGGCUCUCAGGUUUAGAUUAAUGUGAAUUGGUUUUACUGUAAAUAUCAAGUUCAGAUCGUUUUAAUAGUCUUGUCUGUAACAUCAGUUGCCAUUGUUUUGUAUUUUACUUUGUCAAUAAAAUGUCAAAAACAAUAA